Molecule: messenger RNA, 1649 nt
Organism: Aspergillus glaucus CBS 516.65
Lineage: Eukaryota; Fungi; Ascomycota; Eurotiomycetes; Eurotiales; Aspergillaceae
Product: FMN-dependent alpha-hydroxy acid dehydrogenase
Exons: 4
Coding region: 1-1473 (490 amino acids)
Molecular function (GO): oxidoreductase activity; heme binding
Source: RefSeq, a predicted model, not a curated record
AUGGCUGGAAAACUGCUCUCUGUUGAGCAAAUCGCGGGCCACAACACGCCCGAAGAUUGCUGGAUCGUGGUAGAUAAACAAGUAUGGGACGUGACGGAUUUUUUGGAGGAGCAUCCUGGGGGCUCUACAAUUAUCCUGAAGUAUGCCGGUCGCGACGCGACAAAAGCCUACUCCGAAGUCCACGCCCCCAGCGUCCUGAAAUCGAACCUCCCACCAGAGAAACACAUCGGCCUUCUCGACAAAUCGACCAUCACCGACGACUGGCUCAAAGAGCCCCCGAGAGCUAAUCCCCAGCUACUCCUUGAGCAUGAAAAACCGCCCCUCCACACCCUGAUCAACUCGCACGAUUUCCAAGUUGUCGCGUCCAAGACCGCCAGUCCCAAGACGUGGGCGUUUUACUCCAGCGCAGCUACCGAUCUGUUUACACGCGACGCAAAUAAGUCAUACUUUGAUAGGAUUUGGUUCCGACCGCGGGUGCUGAGGAAUGUGCGGGAAGUUGAUACAAGGUCGACGAUUCUGGGUGUUGAUAGUAGGUUGCCGUUGUUUGUGAGUCCGGCAGCUAUGGCGAAGUUGAUUCACCCGGAUGGAGAGUGUGCGAUCGCGCGGGCUUGUGAGAGUAGGGGAAUUAUGCAAGGCAUAUCGAACAAUUCGUCCUACACGAUGGACGAACUUCGGGCCGCUGCACCAUCGGGCAACUUCUUCUUUCAGCUGUAUGUCAACAGGGACCGUGCGAAAUCUGCAGCACUCCUGCGACAAUGCUCCGCCAAUCCCAACGUCAAAGCCAUCUUCGUGACAGUCGACGCAUCCUGGCCUGGCAAACGAGAAGCGGACGAGCGCGUCCGCGCAGAUGAGAGCUUAUCAGUUCCGAUGGCACCAUCCCAAGCGAAAAAUGACAAGAAAGGCGGUGGUCUAGGCCGUGUAAUGGCAGGGUUUAUCGACCCGGGACUCACCUGGGAAGAUCUGAAAUGGGUGCGACAGCAUACGCAUCUCCCCGUGUGUCUGAAGGGUGUGAUGUCAGCGGACGACGCCAUGCUAGCCAUGAAAGCGGGGUUAGACGGGAUUCUACUUAGCAAUCACGGCGGACGGAAUCUAGACACCAGCCCACCAUCCAUCAUCACGCUUCUAGAACUGCACAAACGAUGCCCGGGGAUUUUCAAUAGGAUGGAGAUCUACGUAGAUAGCGGGAUUCGCCGGGGGACUGAUAUCCUCAAGGCCGUGUGCUUAGGCGCGACGGCCGUGGGAAUGGGUCGGAGCAUGCUCUUUGCGACGAACUAUGGACAGGAGGGAGUGGAGCAUUUGAUCGAUAUCAUGCGCGAUGAAUUGGAAACAGCGAUGCGCAAUACGGGAAUCACGGGGUUGGAUGAGGCUAGUCCGGGUUUGGUGCAUACGGGGGAUGUCGACCAUUUGGUCCCUGAUUCGGCCAGACAUCCGUACGCUCGGGCGGUGAUUCGAAAGCGUGCAGCGAAGCUGUGAAAUACCAGCGCAGAUUGCAGAUAGGACCAACACGUGUUAUCCGCUUGUUGUUUGAACAUACAUACAGAGUAGUAGUAUGUAGUAAGUAGAAUGCGGCCGCCUCAGUCAUGCUGGCUCAAUGCAACCAGCCCACAUAUUCUAAUUCGCAUUUCCGGGGCGGGCUUGAACCCCUGUCU